CCGCGCGCUGAUUGGUUACCUGGUCCUCAUUGUCAUGCUGUCAAUCCACAUCACAUGGUCCGGCCCCUAGGCCUAUUAACAGAUGAGCUUGGCGAACAAGUUUACAGACUUCUGUUUCAGAGCCGAGAAGGAAGGAGCAGUUUGAGCGGAGAGAACCUAGAAGCACCUGCAGGCACAUUUGCCUCUUAAGGCAGAACUUUUUUUUUUUCCAAAAAAAAAGAAAAGCAAAACAUCAUCUUAUGAGACCGGUCAGUACAUCUACCUCUUUGACUUUUGGCGUUAUUUUGUGAACUUUUUAUGUGCCUGUGAGUGAACACUAAAAGCCGCCUGAAUGUAUAACAUGAUGGAAACCGAGCUCAAGACCCCGCUCCCGCAGUCCAACUCGGGCUCGGCGCCGGGCGCAAAGAACAACAGUGCCAGCGACCAGGAGCGGGUAAAGCGGCCGAUGAACGCCUUCAUGGUCUGGUCCCGGGGUCAGCGGAGAAAGAUGGCUCAAGAAAACCCUAAAAUGCACAACUCUGAAAUCAGCAAGCGCCUCGGUGCUGACUGGAAACUUCUGACCGACAGUGAAAAGAGGCCAUUCAUCGACGAGGCCAAGCGUUUACGGGCUAUGCACAUGAAGGAGCACCCGGAUUAUAAAUACCGUCCCCGCAGGAAGACCAAGACCUUGCUAAAGAAAGACAAGUAUUCUUUGCCCGGGGGACUGUUGGCGCCAGGAACCAACCCCGUCAACAACGCUGUGUCAGUGGGGCAGCGAAUGGACGGAUACGCGCACAUGAACGGGUGGACAAACAGUGCGUACUCCCUCAUGCCGGACCAGCUGCCCUACCCUCAGCAUCACAGCAUGAACAGCCCACAGAUUCAGCAGAUGCACCGGUACGAGAUGGCAGGCCUGCAGUACCCGAUGAUGUCUUCGGCGCAGACCUACAUGAACGCAGCUUCCACAUACAGCAUGUCUCCAGCGUACACGCAGCAGACCACCAGCGCCAUGGGACUGAGCUCCAUGGCGUCAGUGUGCAAGACCGAGCCGAGCUCACCACCGCCGGCCAUCACGUCCCACUCUCAGAGGGCGUGUUUGGGGGACCUGAGGGAUAUGAUAAGCAUGUACCUGCCUCCCGGCGGGGAUAGCGCAGAGCAUUCAUCCCUGCAGAGCAGCCGGUUACACAGCGUCCAUCCGCACUAUCAGACCGCGGGGACUGGCGUUAAUGGAACGCUACCUCUCACCCACAUCUGAGAGUAGCACGCAAAAAACCCACACACAGACUUAAAAAACUUUUUAAAAAAGUUACGGAUACUUGAACUUGCUAAAGAGACAACGUUCAGCAGUUUUGUUUUUAAAAAAGAGAAACACGCUUUUAUCUUCUGACUUGUCCAUUUUAAAAGACUUUUAAAUGGAUCGAAACUGAACGUUGAGCCCGUCAGAGUAAAUUGCGCUGCAAAGAGGCUUUUUAUCGCGAGUACGAGCAAUUAACUUAUGUAGAAGAAUUGGACUUCUAUAUUUUAAAUGAUGCCAUAUUUUCUCUCUAUGAAAAGGCAUGUGGCCUCAUGAAGGGGCUGGUGUAUUUCAGAAAAGCUGGAUGGAAAGUUGUUUCAUAAAUGUUUACACUUAAUUUGUAGACUGUCAGUUGUCUCGACUGUGUCCAAAUUUUGUAGUCUUUUUUUUUUUUUUUUUUUUCUUCCCUUCCUCCCAAUGAACUAGGUUAAAGGAAAUGUAAAGACAGUGCGGGUCGCAAACGCAAGUUUUAUUUAUAGUAAGAUUUGUUUUUUUACUUUUGUUUUUUGUUUUGUUUUUGUUUUUAGCUUGUGAACCCGAAGUUUUGUCACGUAAACUGUUCAAUUAUUGUUUUAUUUUUUGUAAAAUAUUCUGUUCUGUGAUGGUUUUUGACAGUGUCAUGUUUGCUCAUUACCCUGAACGAAAAGGUUUAUUUAAACUGACGUUUCUACAUAUUUUAAGACCAUCCUCUAUUCUUAAAUGCUGAAUAAAUUUCUACGAAACGUUA
Molecule: messenger RNA, 2000 nt
Organism: Oreochromis aureus
Lineage: Eukaryota; Metazoa; Chordata; Actinopteri; Cichliformes; Cichlidae
Gene: sox3
Product: SRY-box transcription factor 3
Exons: 1
Coding region: 332-1234 (300 amino acids)
Biological process (GO): anatomical structure morphogenesis; cell differentiation; regulation of DNA-templated transcription
Molecular function (GO): RNA polymerase II cis-regulatory region sequence-specific DNA binding; DNA-binding transcription factor activity, RNA polymerase II-specific
Source: RefSeq, a predicted model, not a curated record